GGGCCUGCCUAAUUGCAGCUUACAUACCGGAUCAAUCAAAAAGCCCAUUCUAACCUCCAAAAUCUCUCAUCAAUCCAAAAACCCUAGCCCCUAGUGAGAGAGUUCCUCAGCCAUCUCCACAACCAUGGCAGAUGUUGAGGCAGCAGGGCAGCCAAGAAAGAGGACGUUUAAGAAGUUUAGCUACAGAGGUGUGGAUCUCGAUGCUCUUCUCGACAUGUCCACUGAUGACCUUGUCAAGCUCUUCAAUGCUCGUCCUCGCAGAAGGUUCCAGAGAGGUUUGAAGAGGAAGCCAAUGGCCUUGAUCAAGAAGCUGCGCAAGGCGAAACGUGAGGCUCCACCAGGUGAGAAGCCAGAGCCUGUCAAGACUCAUUUGAGGAACAUGAUUAUUGUUCCUGAGAUGAUUGGAAGUGUCAUUGGGAUUUAUAAUGGAAAGACAUUCAAUCAGAUUGAGGUCAAGCCUGAGAUGAUUGGCCACUAUCUGGCUGAGUUCUCAAUUUCGUACAAGCCUGUCAAGCAUGGAAGACCUGGUAUUGGUGCUACUCACUCAUCAAGGUUCAUUCCUUUGAAGUGAGAUGGGAUGUUAGGUUACUGUUGUGCAGUCUUUUGCUAGAAUUUUGAUGAAGAUCUUGGAUUAUGAAAGAGUUAAAGUUUGAAAUAACUGUACCCAGCUGAUAAAUAUCAAUGUAUUUUUUUUUUUUUUGGGUCAUGACAUUGUUGGCUUUAGACAUUCUUUUUGAAGGCUCAAUUUAAGAGGGUAUUAUGAUGCUCACAAGCCUUUUAUGCUCAA
This is a messenger RNA of Lycium barbarum (goji berry), 787 nucleotides long. RefSeq names its product small ribosomal subunit protein uS19. The transcript has 4 exons. NCBI's taxonomy places the organism in Eukaryota, Viridiplantae, Streptophyta, Magnoliopsida, Solanales, Solanaceae. The record is from RefSeq and is a predicted model, not a curated record. Gene Ontology annotation, biological process: translation; ribosomal small subunit assembly. Gene Ontology annotation, molecular function: structural constituent of ribosome; RNA binding. Bases 125 to 571 code for a protein of 148 amino acids. Gene Ontology annotation, cellular component: cytosolic small ribosomal subunit; ribosome.